AUGUUGAUCACCACGACAUUGGCCCUGUUUCUGGGCUUUUGGAGCUUGUUGUUCCUCGUUGACUAUUACUGCCGUUUGUACAAGCUGCAGAGUUACGUCGAGUUCAGCAAGCGAACCGGAUUUGUGGUCAGUCUCUUUCAACUGAAACUUUGUACUGUACGAGUGGACAGUUUUCUUGGCGAAAGUACGGUUUUCCGGAGACCGACCAUCCGCCACUUCCUGGAUUUGUGGUUCUUCGUCGGUGUCGGUGCUGCUAUUCUUUCCUCUGGCUUCAUGCUGUUGUUUUUGUCGGAUUCGCUCUUGUCGCAGUUGUGGUCAUUGGCCACCACCUCAAGCAAAAUGGGGCAGGAGAAUAGUCAGGCGGCAACAGACGUGGUGAUGUCCGCUGCCGUCAGUGGCGACGGCGCGGGACAGCGUUCCCCUCUGUCUUCGAGCAUGGUGCCGAUUAUACCGGGUAUCAACGUACCGUGGACACAACUUCCGUUGCUGUUCAUGGUACUGAUGAUCGCCGGCCUCUUCCACGAACUUGGUCACGCUCUUGCGGCCAUUAACGAAAACGUCAAUAUCAACGGUUUCGGCGUGUUCGUCGUCGCCGUCUAUCCAGGCGCCUUCACCGAGCUGGAGAACAUGGCCCUUGAAGAGGUGUCGUCGUUCAGGAAGCUAAAGAUCUUUUGCGCCGGUGUUUGGCAUAACCUGUUUUUGGCGCUGCUGGCGCUGAUCUCCAUGCAACUCAUACCAGCGGUAUCGUCGCUAUGCUACUUGGUGAACAAGGGUGUUAUGGUAACUGACGUGCAGCCGGAGUCUGGUCUGUCGUCCGAUGGCGGUCUGGCUGUUGGCAACAUCGUCUAUGCCAUCAACAACUGUAAAGUGUAUAACGAGGAAAGUUGGCUGCGGUGUCUAGUGAACACAGGCCGGGUGUCCUACGGCUACUGCCUGCCAAAGUCGGUCGUCGUCAGGGGCCAGGCCGGGAGGCAUUCGGCCGUAUUGUCAUCUUUGUCCUCGUCUUCUGAAAUCCAGUGCUGUGAAUCAAACACUUCCAGGACCCAUCUAUGCUUUUUCUACAGGUACUACAGCGAAUCGGCGAAACACGUCGCGGUCGAGUACACCUGUCUGUCGGCUAGCUACGUGACCGGUAGGUAUAUCUGCAGCCACACUCACAAUUGUAACAGCAAAACGGUGUGCGUCCACCCGGCGCUGUUCAACGACACGCGCCUCAUACGCUUCUACGUCGCCAACGCCUCGACGCCGGUCCUCUUCGUCGGUUCUGUGAAGAUGGUCGCCGUCCAUGUAACCAUUUCGAACUACGUACCCAAGAACACAAUCGCCCCCGUUCAUCUACCAGCCUAUUUCGAACUGCUGUUUCGCUAUGUGUUCACUCUGUCGUUCGCCUUCGCCAUGCUGAACGCCAUUCCGUGCUAUUCGCUCGACGGCCAGUUCAUCGCUCGUGUGCUGGUCGACGCCGUAUUUGGCGAAACUACCUCUUCGUCGUACUUCGGUCAAUGGAGGUCGUUCGUGUACAAGUUCGUUAUGUUUUAUGGAAGUUUUUUACUAGUUUCCGCUCUGGUUUUAUCGUUCGUUUGCUACGCUUUUUCUUUGCUGUACCUGUGA
Soboliphyme baturini is the source of this 1608-nucleotide messenger RNA. Lineage: Eukaryota; Metazoa; Nematoda; Enoplea; Dioctophymatida; Soboliphymatidae. The record is from the annotation of a GenBank genome assembly.